Fusarium vanettenii 77-13-4 is the source of this 2568-nucleotide messenger RNA. RefSeq lists its product as uncharacterized. The record is from RefSeq and is a predicted model, not a curated record. The transcript is spliced from 7 exons. NCBI's taxonomy places the organism in Eukaryota, Fungi, Ascomycota, Sordariomycetes, Hypocreales, Nectriaceae. Gene Ontology annotation, biological process: reciprocal meiotic recombination; mismatch repair. Gene Ontology annotation, molecular function: mismatched DNA binding; ATP binding; ATP-dependent DNA damage sensor activity. Gene Ontology annotation, cellular component: nucleus. The coding region runs from base 1 to 2568 and encodes 855 amino acids.
AUGGAUCCCAUGUUGCGUUCAACGCCACCAACAAACGACAGUUGGUCGUCUUCAAACUACUUCCAGAACACGACCACUCCAAGUCUCCCCGUCAACGAGAGACCGCAGUCCAGCCUGAGCCAUUCCACACAGCACUCGGCAGCGGGAACCACUCCAGGACCUGGUACUGCUCAGGAGAGAAAGCCACGAAAUGCAACCGUAUCCUCGAUACUCGGCCUCAGCGAAGCUCAAAGCAUUAUCUGCGCCAUCAGUGAGGCUCGCACCGUCUCCCCUUCGGUGGGCAUCGCCUUUGUCAAUGUCUCCCUUGGCGAAGUUGUCAUCAGCCAGAUCUGCGAUAAUCAAUCCUACAUCAAGACAAUCCAUACCCUUCAAAUGUCUGCUCCAGCGCGAAUUCUCUUCAUGUCCACUGCUUGCCCCCCAAACAAGCCCAGCAGCCUCUAUUCCCUUGUGACCGAUCUCGUGCAGGAGUCUCAAGUUGGUGCACAAGAUCGUUCUGCCUGGUCCGAGUCGGAUGGCCUGGAGUACAUCAACAGCCUGGCAUUCAAGGAUGAUAUUGAACCUCUGAAGGUGGCUACCCAGGGGAAAUUUUACGCUCUGAGUUCCUUUGCAGCAGCCAUGAAGUACAUCCAGCAGCACUUCUCUAUUAACUUUGUGCCGCAUUCUCUCCGUAUUCAGUACCGCCCCUCCGAAGACACCAUGAUGAUUGACAUUUCUGCCAUUCAGUCUCUCGAGAUUAUGCAGAACCUGCGGAACCCCAAGUCGAAAGACUCCCUCUUUGGGUUGAUGAACCACACAACAACUCCAAUGGGAGCUCGGAUGCUUCGAAGCAGCAUCCUUCAGCCGCCAACCCGCGCUGACCUGUACAUCACUCCGCGCUACGAAGCCCUCGAUGAGCUGACAACCAACGAGGAGAUGUUUCGUGAAAUCCGGAAAGCUCUCAAACUCUUUCGUGAUACCGAGAAGAUAUUGACAAAGCUAAUUGUCGUCCCAAAGAACAUGCCCAUUCAAAAAGUGGAGGAACAGAUCAACCAUGUCUUGAUGGUGAAAAGUUUCCUCGAGGCGGUCUCUGAGCUCUACCUAGCUUUGGAACCCGCAACAUGCGACUUGCUUGUCAGAGUUCGAGAUCUUUGUCACCCCGAACUCACAAACCGUGGUCUCGACAAGAUUCGACACACAAUCGAAGCGGACGUUACUUACAUGAACUCGGCCCUGGACCUUUGGAACCAACGGACCUUUGCAGUCAAAGGAGGCAUCAACGGCAUGCUGGAUGUCGCACGGCAGACCUAUAAGGAGCAGACUGAGGAGGUUCAUAAGUACCUCGAUCGUUUACUAAUAAUCCUAGAAACCCAUGGAUUCGGCGCUGGUCUCAAGUAUGACAAUGGUCGUAAAUAUUGGUUUCGUCUACGAGCAGCCGAUUUCGAGGGUCGCCCCCUUCCCGACGAAUUCAUCAAUAUCGUGCGAAAGAAGGACAAGAUUGAAUGCCAAACCUUGGCGUUGAUCAAGCUCAACGUGAGACUUGCAGAUGCUGCACACGAAGUUGUUCUACGGAGCGACAGCAUUGUACAGGCCCUGAUAACCGAUCUUCGUCAAGAAGUGCCACAUCUUUUCCGACUCUGCGAAUCAAUUGCUCUUGUCGACAUGGUUACGAGCUUUGCACAACUCGCCACGACGAGAGACUACGUAAGGCCCGACCUUGAUACGGCGAUGGCAUUGAAGGGUGCUCGGCACCCUGUUCUUGACAAGACCAUGGACGACAGCUUCGUGCCCAACGACUACUUUGCGUCAGAAUCAUUUGCCUUCCAUGUCGUCACCGGAUGCAACAUGAGUGGGAAGAGCACCUAUAUCCGAGCGGUCGCGCUGCUCCAGAUCAUGGCACAGAUUGGGUCAUUUGUCCCUGCCAAGUAUGCCGCGUUUUCUAUUGUCCACAGCAUCUUUGCCAGAGUCUCACUCGACGAUAACAUUGAAAGCAAUCUUUCAACCUUUUCAGUCGAGAUGCGAGAAAUGGCCUUCAUUCUGAGAAAUAUCGACGACAAGAGUCUUGCUGUGAUUGAUGAGCUGGGUCGUGCAACGAGCAACAGGGAUGGCUUGGCUAUUGCCAUUGCCAUGUCAGAAGCCUUGAUCCAGAGCAAGGCUUCAGUCUGGUUUGCGACCCAUUUUAGCGAUCUCACCCGCGCGUUUGCCCAGCGUCCUGGUGUGUUAAAUCUUCACCUCGCAGCCAUAACCUCAACGACUGCAGACGGAUUGCCUCACAUAAAGAUGCUGUACAAAGCAACGACGGGUGCUGUUGGAGAUGAGCACUAUGGAAUCAAUCUGGCUCGUGCGAUUGGGCUGCCUCAGGGUUUCAUUGACAAGGCGGAGGAGGUGGCCAAGGAUAUCCGACGCAAGAGAGAAGCGAGCAAACGCAGCUCGGAGUCAUCACGACUUGUGGCUCGCCGUAAUACGAUUCUCAAUCUUUGGGCUGCUUUGAAGCAAGCGCGUGACUCGGGCACCGAAGAAGGACUCGCAAGGUACCUGAAACAACUUCAGGCGGAAUUCAUCAUUCGCAUGGAGAAACUAGACAGUCAGUAG